UCCUUCCUCUUCUCUCCUUUUCUUCCUUUUUCUCUUUCCCCUCUACCAUCCUGACUCGACCUCACUCACUCAUUUGACACAUAUGCAUUGAGCACCUAUUAUGUUCCAGGCACUGGUCCAGACCCUGAGGAAACUGUCAGGAACAAAACAGGUAGACACUGUGCCUGGGGAGGCUAGUGUGCUAACCAGGGAGAUGCCCAUGAUACAAAAAAGAUAAAAUAAAUGGGCAAGUUAUACUUUAUGUAGGAAGACAGCAGCUACUAUGGAAAAAAAAAGAGAAAGUAGAGGUGGGUAAAAGGGAUCAGGAGCCCUGGAUGGGGCAGGGGUCAUGUUAAAGAGGGUGGUCAGGCGAGCCAACCCCCUUCUGCUCCCACUUCCUCCCUUUCUCUCUCCUCUGUCUUGCAGUAUCUAGAUUGUCCCAAAGCACACCCCUUCUCUGAAGGACACCUUGCAGAGAAAGCAUUCGCCUGGACUAAGCAUUUAACAAAACACAGACCUCCUCAAGUUACUUCCCUGGGCUCCUUGCUCUCCCUAGUUUCCCCUGAGGCCAGUAAUCAUUAAGACAAUAAAAUACACCCCUGAUAGGAUGCAGAUGUAGUCAGAACAGCUCCAGUGGAUGAACCCCCAAGUCGGCCUGCCCCCUCUGCUGUCCACCUUCUGUCUCCUUGCUCCUCAGGGUUCACCUGGCUCUGCACGUCCCAUCUCUAGUGCUUCUCCUGUCUCAUAACUUCCAAGCUCAGACUCAGAGCUCGUUCUAGCCCAGAGAAGACCCUGAUAUGACCCACCACACAGUUGCCCAGGCCAAAAGUCCUCAGCCUGUCCUUUCACAGUGUCCCUCACAGAUGCCAGAGCUGCCCCUUCCCCUCCCCUGCUCACAGCCCUCCCAUGGCUCCCCAGUGACCCCAGACAAAGUCCUAUCCUCUCUUAUGCACCCCACCCCAACACACCUCCAUGUUUCACCAUUUAUGCUCCACAUCAAUCCAUCCAUACUUUCUUGUCUGGCCAGGGCAUUCCUUGCCUUGAAUGUCUUUUCUGCUCCAUUGUUCAGCCCCCACCUCCAUCCCUGCUAUUACCCUGGCUAAUUCCUUCAGCACAUCACCUCCUCCAAGAAGCCCUCCCUGACUCUCCAGCUGGGUUGGUGCAUCCUCAAACUGGUCUGUGGCCCUCUGUUUACACAGCUGUCUCCUUUACCAGACUGGCAUCUCCUCAAGGGCCAGGCCAGGUCUGAGUCAUAUCUGAUCCUGGCAUCGCCCAGCUGGGAGCCUGGCCCGUCACCAGUGCAAGAGAUGUCCCUACAGUAAACACAUGUCCUGUCCUCUGCCUUUCUCCAUGUCUGCCUUAUUAUCUCCCCACUCUUCUCUCCUCUGUCCUUCUGGUCUGGAAACCACACCCUGAGGUUUUCUGAUGAUAAUGGAAAUCUUGGGAGGACCACUGUGGACCCAAGGCAGGGACCGGAGAUCAGCCCCAUUGGAGCGGAAGGUUCUGGGAGACAUGGCUGUUAGUGAGGGGAGCAGGAGGUAGUCCCACCACCACCAGUUCCUUCCUGCUGUGGGAGGGUCCACUUUCCCCUGUCCUUGUUUUUCAGCUCUGUCUUCUUUCCUUCCAGCCUUGGUCAUUUCUCUCUGCAAGGGAUUCUGGGAGCCUAGGCUUCUGGGUCUGAGGGAGGAGGGGCUGGGGGCCUGGACUCCAGGAUCCUAGAGGAAAUUAUUGGGGUGUAAAGUCCUGGUCCCUCCUCCCUCAUCCACACUCUGGUUUUAGAAACAUCUGGUUUUAUACAGCGGCUCCACCCAGCAGGGCAGGGUGGGGGCUGGAUACUCAAAAGCCCAGCUUCUGAGUGGAGCUUGUACUUCCCCCUAGCCCCACCCUGGGGUAGAGGAAUCACUGGCCCCUCCUCCUCUGGGCUCAGCUCCCACCAGAGGACCCAUCAUCCUGACACAGCCAGACACCAGGCGGUGGCCCAGGCUUCCAGCAACCCCGUCAGCACAGGCUGACUUUGCUCUGCGCUGGUCUUCAAAUGCCCCCCCAGCUCUCGGGCCACAGAGAAACUCGGAGAGCAGCAGGAGAGCAGAGCGCCUAGCCGACCCGCAGACAUGAGACAGGACAUGACCAAGCCCAGCCGGACAGUCCGUCAGUGCUCUGGCCUGGCCCGGAGGGUGCUGACCAUCAUCUUCGCGCUGCUCAUCCUGAGCCUCAUCACCUGGGCCUACGCUGCCGGUGUGCCGCUAGCCUCCGAUCGCUAUGGCCUCUUAGCCUUCGGACUCUACGGGGCCUUCCUCUCUGCGCACUUGGUGGCUCAGAGCCUGUUCGCGUACCUGGAGCACCGGCGGGUGGCGGCAGCCGCGCGGAAGGCGGCGGCUCGGGGGCCCCUGGAUGCGGCCACGGCGCGCAGUGUGGCGCUGACCAUCUCCGCGUACCAGGAGGACCCUGAGUACCUGCGCCAGUGCCUGGCGUCUGCCCGCGCCCUGCUGUACCCGCGCACACGGCUGCGCGUCCUCAUGGUGGUGGAUGGCAACCGCGCAGAGGACCUCUACAUGGUUGACAUGUUCCGCGAGAUCUUCGCGGAGGAGGACCCCGCCACCUACAUCUGGGAUGGCAACUACCACCAGCCCUGGGAACCUGCGGCGGCUGGCGCGGUGGGCGAGGGCGCCUACCGGGAAGUGGAGGCAGAGGACCCCGGGCGGCUGGCGGUGGAGGCGCUGGUGAGGACGCACAGGUGCGUGUGCGUGGCGCAGCGCUGGGGAGGCAAGCGUGAGGUCAUGUACACCGCUUUCAAAGCGCUUGGCGACUCGGUGGACUACGUGCAGGUGUGUGACUCAGACACGAGGCUGGACCCAAUGGCACUGUUGGAGUUGGUGAGGGUGCUGGAUGAGGAUCCCCGGGUAGGGGCUGUUGGCGGAGAUGUGAGGAUCCUUAACCCUCUGGACUCCUGGGUCAGCUUCUUAAGCAGCCUACGGUACUGGGUGGCCUUCAACGUGGAGCGGGCUUGUCAGAGCUACUUCCACUGUGUGUCCUGCAUCAGUGGUCCCCUAGGCUUAUACAGGAACAACCUCCUGCAGCAGUUUCUUGAGGCCUGGUACAACCAGAAGUUCCUGGGCACCCACUGCACUUUUGGGGAUGACCGGCACCUCACCAACCGCAUGCUCAGCAUGGGCUAUGCCACCAAGUACACCUCCAGGUCCCGCUGCUACUCGGAGACCCCCUCAUCUUUUCUGCGCUGGCUGAGUCAGCAGACGCGCUGGUCCAAGUCGUAUUUCCGCGAGUGGCUAUACAACGCGCUGUGGUGGCACCGGCAUCAUGCGUGGAUGACCUACGAGGCGGUGGUCUCGGGACUCUUCCCCUUUUUCGUGGCGGCCACAGUGCUGCGGCUUUUCUACGCGGGCCGCCCGUGGGCGCUGCUGUGGGUGCUGCUCUGUGUGCAGGGAGUGGCGCUGGCCAAGGCAGCCUUCGCCGCCUGGCUGCGUGGCUGCGCGCGCAUGCUGCUGCUCUCACUCUACGCGCCCCUCUACAUGGGAGGCCUCCUGCCCGCCAAGUUCCUGGCGCUGGCCACCAUGAACCAGAGUGGCUGGGGCACCUCAGGCCGGAGGAAGCUGGCCGCCAACUAUGUCCCUAUGCUGCCGCUGGCCCUGUGGGCGUUGUUGCUGCUCGGGGGCCUGGUGCGUAGUGUGGUGUAUGAGGCCAGAGCCGACUGGAGUGGCCAGUCCAGGAUUGCUGAGGCCUACCACCUGGCGGCUGGGGCCGGCGCCUACGUUGGGUACUGGGUGCUCAUGCUCACGUUCUACUGGGUGGGUGUAAGGAGGCUCUGCCGGCGGCGGGCCGGGGGCUACCGCGUCCAGGUGUGAGUUCUGGUGCGCCGGUGCUAACACACGGGUCUUCACGGGAGACAAGAAACGAAUCAGGUCCCAGGACCGACGAACUUAUGGGUAAACUCUCUGGACCUCAGUUUCCCUCCUCUAUGAAGUAAGGGGGGUCAACUCAAGAUUCUUCAGCCUGGACUAUUUUGGGGCUGGGAAUUCUGGGUCUCUGGGGAGGGGUAUUUAUUGAUCAGCGUGUGGAUUUUUAGGGGUAGGGGGAAGGGGCCCCCAUUUUCUUCCUGCUCUUAUUUAAUCUCCAUUUGUACUGUGUGAUUAGGAUAUAAUAAAGAAUUUUAUUUAUUUUC
Molecule: messenger RNA, 4156 nt
Organism: Phyllostomus discolor (pale spear-nosed bat)
Lineage: Eukaryota; Metazoa; Chordata; Mammalia; Chiroptera; Phyllostomidae
Gene: HAS1
Product: hyaluronan synthase 1
Exons: 6
Coding region: 2091-3839 (582 amino acids)
Biological process (GO): hyaluronan biosynthetic process; extracellular matrix assembly
Molecular function (GO): hyaluronan synthase activity
Source: RefSeq, a predicted model, not a curated record